AUGCCAUUUUUGACUGUAUUUCCUUCGCGUUCUAUCUGCUUUCUCACAGCCUGUCGCGGCUCUAAAGCUUCACGUGGACAAAACCAACAGGGAAUAAAAGUUUCCAGUGUAGAUGGAGCACAGUCAGCCAACCGCCGACUCCCCGGUAAUCUAUCAAAUACGCAUUCCGCUCAGAACUUGACAGAACCCGUGCGACUGAACACCUAUCCGGACAGUUCAGUUUUGACAGAUCCUCAAAUGACCGGGCCACGACAGGCACCGAUGACCACAGCCGAUGCUGAGAACACAAUGCCCAACUCCUCAAUAAAACCAUCCAACACGACUCCCGCACCGAAUACGGUGGCUGCAACUAUGUACGAUCCGGCUGUGGUACAGUCAUAUCUUGCUCAGGUUCAGGGAUAUUUACCUGGACUCCCUUGUUCCGCACCGCAUUGCUCGACAUGCUAUCCAGUGUUAGAUUCUACGAAUUACAUCAACAACGCAAGCCCACCCGCUGUACAGCAACCGAUGCUGUUGACACGGUCGCUUCUCGGGGGUGUAGGUUCAGCCAGAGCUAGUGGCACAUCCGCACCACCUUCUUGCUAUCUUUGGUUAGGUCAGGAUGCGGAGGCCCAAAAGCAAAUAUAUCAAGCCCAACUGGCCCUUUCACAACUCAGUCUUAACCCAAUCACUCCGGGGAUAGCGCAGAACUAUGCUGUGGCCUCGGACUGUUCCACCGGGGUGCCUUUGGUUCCAACGAAUCCAACGGGUGAGCCGGCAUCUGGAGGUGGGCAGUUGUUGAAUUCAGUAAGUAAUAUUUGCACGUGCAUGUCGAUCUUGGUAUUGGUUAUAAUUUUCUAUAAAAAAGCAGGGUAA
Messenger RNA from Echinostoma caproni, 855 nucleotides. The record is from the annotation of a GenBank genome assembly. NCBI's taxonomy places the organism in Eukaryota, Metazoa, Platyhelminthes, Trematoda, Plagiorchiida, Echinostomatidae.